UUUAUUUCAGGUAAUGGCUUUCGAGCACUGUAAAACUCGUGACAGAUGACUAAAACUUGCCAAAGUGACACUUCGAUUCGCUCCUACUUCAUGAUAGAUCCUUCCACCCAUAUAACAGUCACUCCACCAGCGUUGAAGCAAAAACAGAAAGUUUUAGUGGAAAUAGACAAAUAUGCGGAGUAUUCCUAUAACUUAACUCAUAUCGAAGCAUCCCGUCACUUGAUCGCUCUCCGGAGUAAAUCCGGCUCUGUCCUCAUCAGACAGCAAAUAGACAGUCAAACGAAAUCAGUAGUUUUGAAUUCAUGUGACCAUUUCAAUCUGUUUAAUUCGAACGAGGCAACUGGAAAAAAGGCCAAGGUCGCAAUACUAUCCUCGCCACCUGUCCAUGCUUCCUCUGUGACGAUCAGUCUAGUUCGGUCCGGUAAACACGCUGUCACUAACUUCACCGAACAUCUAAAAAUAUUUUUUGAAAGUCCCAAAAUUUUACACUCAGGACACAUAUUUUGCGUGAAGAUCCCAGUAAGCACACCUGCAAACAUUCCAUUGACUGCGUGGUUAAAACACACUGCUUCCAACAAAAACUUUAUCCAGCCUUCCUAUUCAGUUUGUUUCAAAGUCAUUUCGGCCGUGGAAGGCGAAAAGAAGUUGUCGGAAUUUUUCUACAUCAGCUCUGGGAAAACUACUCUUUUUGAAAUCUCCAACGUUCACGAGAAUAUUCCAACGUUUGUUCCGCAUCAGAGAGUUGACUUGUAUUACUCAUCAGAGAUUGAAGUUUUGAAGAGUCAGCUUAAAAGGGAUAUUUUCGUCCCAAUAGUUCUUCCUGGUGAAAAAGGAAGCUGCAAGUCGGAGGUAGUACAUAAUCUUGCCGGACAUCUCGGAGUUGGCCUGUACCACGUUCCAGGUGUCAACUUUUGUGGGGAGGCUCCAGGAGCUCUGGAGAACAAAUACUCCACCCUCUCAGAUAACAUUGCCUUAUCUCUACCGUGUCUUGUUUACCUGGAUAAUUUAGAGCUGCUGGGUAAAACCCGUGACGGAAGUUCUGUUGACCCGAGGGUUGUGCUGGCACUCGGCCAACUGUUCGAACGGGUUCGGAGACUAUGGCAGGAAGGAAAAGUGUAUGUUAUUGGUGGUUGUUGUGAGACUAGCAGUGUCGCUAUGCAGAUUAGACACCUUUUCGAUUCAUGCGUUGUGUUGCCUUCUCCUAAAGUCGAGAAAUUAUACAGCUUUUUGAGCAGACACGUUAACAUCGACAAAAGCCCAGUACUUGAAAAAGAUGUGAAACGGAAACUUACGAAAAUGUCUCUUAGAAAGACUCUUAAGUUUAUCGACGAACUUCAGAUGCAGCUUGGUUUAGGUCUCAACGAUAACGAAACUGUUACUCCGGAUAAAUGUAGAAACGUUCUCCAAAAUAUGAGACUGGCAGAACCAACUGAGACCUCUGGAGUUCCGGACACAAAAUGGGAGGACAUUGGAGGAAUUGAUCACGUGAGAAGAGAAAUCGAGGAAACGAUAGAGAUUCCUCUCAAGUAUGCUGAGCUGUUUGGACCGGGAAUUAGAAGGUCUGGUCUACUUUUGUAUGGUAAGCCUGGAUGUGGUAAAACCAUGGUGGCUCGAGCCAUUGCUAGUCAGUGUAAUCUUAGCUUCAUCAGCAUUCAAGGACCUGAGCUACUGAACAGUUUCGUUGGACAAAGCGAAGACAAUGUUAGGAAAAUUUUCGAAAACGCCCGAAAUGUAGCCCCUACUGUUUUGUUUUUCGAUGAAAUCGACGCUAUAGCUCCAAAACGCUCAGGAGGUGUCAUUGACAGAGUGCUAGCCCAGCUCCUUUCAGAAAUGGACGGUAUUCAAUCUAGUAGCAAUGUCUUUAUAAUCGCUGCUACAAACAGACCCGAACUGCUUGACCCAGCUCUCCUGCGUCCGGGACGUCUCGAUAAAAGGGUCGAGGUGUCUGUUGGUGCAGAUGUGGAGUCAAGAGUUCAAGUAUUCCAGGCUCUGUCUAGGAACCUUAAACAGUCAGAUAAGGUAGAUUUUAAAACAGUGAGUGAGAUCAGCGGUCCACUGAGUGGAGCUGAAUGUUAUGGGGUUCUGUUGGAGGCGUGCUAUAAUGCUAUUCAGAGGUGCAUUCAGUCUGGGGAAAAGGAGUUCCUCAUUAACUUGAAUGAUUUAAUCUCUUCAGUGCAUUCCCGUGGCAGGUGAUACAUUUUGUAGGUUAAAAUGGGGCAAUUUUAUUUGUUGAUUUAGAUGUUAGUACUUUUCUGAAGAAAGUGUAAUUGUUUUAAUAUGUUGAAGUAAUGUUUAUGUGUCAUGAUAUAUGUUUUAGAAAUGAUCAAUUUUAAACAAUUGUUUUUCUAAUGAAAAGCUCAAAUAGCGUUGUCACUUUUGAACUUUUAAUUUAUGCUA
Bolinopsis microptera is the source of this 2397-nucleotide messenger RNA. RefSeq names its product peroxisomal ATPase PEX6-like. The transcript has 2 exons. Gene Ontology annotation, biological process: protein import into peroxisome matrix. Bases 46 to 2193 code for a protein of 715 amino acids. The record is from RefSeq and is a predicted model, not a curated record. Lineage: Eukaryota; Metazoa; Ctenophora; Tentaculata; Lobata; Bolinopsidae. Gene Ontology annotation, cellular component: peroxisomal membrane; cytosol. Gene Ontology annotation, molecular function: ATP hydrolysis activity; ATP binding.